UGUGGUGAUGCGCAAGUUGAAGUGUUAUCGGAGCAGUCGGAAGCUUUGAUCAUUUUUGAUGCCGUUGAACUGGGACGAGACGGGUCGUUCAGCUUACGCUACAUUCAAGAUUCCGGUAAGCCGCUGCCGAAACCGCCACCACCUGUUUGGGUACCCGGAAGCGAGAAUCGUCUGUUCCGCGGCCUUCAGAUUGGUAAUGGCGGUGAAAUCGAGAAAUUCAUCCUGAAUGCAAUCCCGAAAAUUCGUGAUCCACAACGACCGGCUGAAUCAAUCGCAUCGAUUUUAACCGAGUUCACUUUGGGCCAAAUUCUUGGAUGA
Gongylonema pulchrum is the source of this 318-nucleotide messenger RNA. The record is from the annotation of a GenBank genome assembly. Lineage: Eukaryota; Metazoa; Nematoda; Chromadorea; Rhabditida; Gongylonematidae.